Messenger RNA from Coffea eugenioides, 1454 nucleotides. Its product is annotated as protein LAZY 1. NCBI's taxonomy places the organism in Eukaryota, Viridiplantae, Streptophyta, Magnoliopsida, Gentianales, Rubiaceae. Bases 1 to 1236 code for a protein of 411 amino acids. The transcript has 5 exons. Gene Ontology annotation, biological process: gravitropism; regulation of auxin polar transport. The record is from RefSeq and is a predicted model, not a curated record.
AUGAAGUUACUAGGUUGGAUGCAUCGUAAGUUCCGGCAGAAUAGCAAUGAGCCCUUCAAAGAUUUUUCCAUCGGGCAGCCGUCACUGGAUGACGUACAAUACCCUUCAAAGCCAAACUAUUGCACUAAACCAUUAAUCAGAGGACAAAGGGACAACCAACUUCGAAAAUCAUCUGCCAGUACUGAUGCUGCUAGGACUGAUGGUGAUGAUAUUGGAGAAGAGACAUCGGCUGCACUUUCUGAGUUCUUCCAUGGCUUCCUUGCAAUUGGUACCCUGGGGACAGACCCAGUCACUGCUGACCCUUCAACACCAACAUUUUCCAUCUCUGUGGAGAACAUAAUGGAGAAAGAAACUGAAGUGACCGAAAAUGAGUUGAAGCUGAUCAAUGAUGAAUUGGAGAAGGUGCUGGGAGCCGAUGAAAUUUGUAAUCUCUCAUCAGGAAGAAACAGCCAUGUUAGCACCGGGAGGAACAGCCACGUGAGCACUGGAAGGAACAGUCAUGUCAGUGCAGGAAGGAGCAGUCAUUGUAGCGCAAUUACACUUGGGGGCAAGCCUACGGAAAGCACAGAUGCCAAUGGGAAUGGGACAAUUGUCUGUCCACUGCAAAGCUAUCUUCUUGGAUCAGCAAUUGGAUUCCCAGAAACAACGACAACAACAACAACAACAACAACAAGUACUACUACUGCAAAGAAAGAAAGUAGGGUGUCGCUUGGAGAGCUCUUCCUGAAAACAAAACAAGCAGAGGAUAUCUCUGGAGCAAAACCUGAAAGGGCAGCUGAAAAGAAACCGGACAAGGAAUCCGAUAAGUUUGCAGUUCUUCUUGUCAAGAAGAUGCUAAAAAGAAAAAUACUCCAUCCUAAUCGGAACUGCAUUGCGGCUUCUGGAGGAACAACUGAUUCUGCUUCAGCUGAAACCAAACUGCACAAGAUCCUCCAUCUUUUCCACAGGAAAGUCCACCCUGAAAGCUCAGCAGCUGCCAAGAAGUCUAAGAAGCCGCCAAGCCAGGUUGGGGAAAGAAGUGGCGGGAGCUACAAGAGGCCAUAUAUCAUUGGAGGCCCAGAGGAUACGGAUGAAGACAUCAUAAUAACCCCAUACCAGCCCCUCUCAAAGGAACGCCUAAGACGCUUCAAGAGCCAAUCAAACCCACCCCAACUCUCACUCAAUGGUGGCAAUCCUCUUGGCACUGGCGAACACUGGAUUAAAACAGAUUCAGACUACCUGGUGCUGGAGCUCUGAAACAGAAGCAGGCAGCAAUUUCAAAGUGUGGUGGCUCGCAUUAAACCUACAGGAUGCCAAAAUGGUUGUGUGUGUGUGUGUGUGUGUGUGUGUUUAAAAGCACUCUCUCAACUAAGUAGCAAGUACUUUGAUUGUUAUUUUUCUUGAUCCGCGAUUGUGACCUUGGCUUUGUAAUUACCCAUACCUGUAGAGUGGGUUAUUUUGCCUGAUAAGUUUGA